Aethina tumida (small hive beetle) is the source of this 3916-nucleotide messenger RNA. It is a transcript of the gene fru, whose product is annotated as sex determination protein fruitless. Gene Ontology annotation, molecular function: protein binding; DNA binding. Gene Ontology annotation, biological process: regulation of transcription by RNA polymerase II. Lineage: Eukaryota; Metazoa; Arthropoda; Insecta; Coleoptera; Nitidulidae. The transcript is spliced from 5 exons. The record is from RefSeq and is a predicted model, not a curated record. Gene Ontology annotation, cellular component: nucleus. Bases 412 to 1500 code for a protein of 362 amino acids.
AUGCAAAAACGCUCAUAGAACAUAAAUUACGAAACGCAACAAUAAGAAAAUGGAGAAGACAUCAAUCAAACGGGGAGUUCACACGCCCGAAGCUAUGCAACCCAAACUACGCAGCAGUAAUCCACUCCGUCCUGCCGAAAAAUCGCCGCUCACUUUCCCAAUAAACGCCGUAAAACCGAAUUAUUCACCAACAAACCGCAAAAACUCGACAACAAACCGAAAUCACCGUCCAUUUCCAUCCAUAAAACGGUCGCUUCCGCGAUUCCGUUCAUAAAUGUACUUAAUAAUCGACAUAAAAACAAACAUAACAGUAUCGGACAGAUUGCAUGGCACUGGCACCAGUAGUGCAGGAGGUAGAUUUUUGGGUGGCGUUGUAAUGACAGAAACUGGGCACAAGGUAUAUAAAUAAAAAUGGAUCAACAAUUCUGUCUCCGGUGGAACAACCAUCCAACAAACUUAACAGACGUACUAAGUAGCUUGUUACAACGAGGCGCCCUGUGCGAUGUGACCCUGGCGUGUGACGGGGAGACGUUCAAGGCCCACCAGAACAUCUUGUCGGCCUGCAGUCCCUAUUUCGAGACCAUCUUCAUACAGAACUCCCACCCGCACCCGAUCGUAUUCCUAAAAGAUGUCAAUUACAACGAAAUGAGAGCGCUGUUGGAUUUCAUGUACAAGGGUGAGGUGAACGUGUCGCAGAAGCUGCUACCCAUGUUCCUAAAGACGGCCGAGGCCCUGCAGAUCAGGGGCCUCACCGACAGCAACUCGCUGACCAAAAACGACGAUCUGAUCGAGAAGGACCGGCUGAUGGAGCGCGAUUCGCCGCCUAGUGACAAAAGGAAAAGAAAAUCCUCUUCUAACUGUGAUAAUUCAAUCUCCGACAGAUACAAUGACUCUCUGACUCCAUCGCAGGGCAACAACUACAAAGGCAGUCCGACAUUGCCCCGAUUGAAUCCGAUAUCGCCGGUCGAUAGGGAAUCGAUGGGGGCGGAGGACAUGAGAGUCGCGUCGCCGCUGAUCAAACAGGAGCCGGGACAGGAUCUCAGUCCGCACGUCGAUUCGUUCCAUUCGAUGUCUGAGGCACUGCAAACUGGGGGAAGCGUCAGCGUCCACCCGGACGACAUAAAGAUGCUGGGACCGCACGGGAUGACCGAGGCGCAGGAGACGGACGCGCCGCCCAUACCGCCGCCGGAAAUCACCGACACUAUUGACGGUUCAAAAACCUGGCACAUGCGGCUUACGUUUGACAAACUGCCGGGUGGGUGCAACCUGCACCGGUGCAAGUUGUGCGGGAAAAUAGUGACACACAUACGCAACCACUACCACGUGCACUUCCCAGGCAGGUUCGAGUGUCCGCUGUGCCGAGCCACGUACACACGCAGCGACAACCUGCGGACCCAUUGCAAAUUUAAGCAUCCGCGCUUCAAUCCCGACACCAGGAAGUUCGAGCCGCCCACUCCCCCGCCCCCGCCCCAGAUCGCGAACGACUCGCCGGCCGACUGAUUCCGGCUGCUGCGCAACCACCAGCACCACCGCCACCGCCACCACCACUACCGCUAUUCAUGCUGCAGCGGCGGGAACCAGAACGGUCUCGGCGACGACCACUUGUUUUAUUAUUAGCUAAUUCUCCUCCAAAUGUACCUUGACACGGAACCACCCCCUCCCCUUUUUUUAACUCGCCCCCCAGGCUCCGGAAGCUGGGCUGCCAACUAAUCUACUAUUACUAAAGACUUGCACAAAUUAAGGAAAUGUUUUUGGACCAUUCUUUCUACGCUCAUCGUCAUUGUUACUACUAUUAUAAAUCGAGGACAGGCGGAUGUGCUCUGUUGCGACUGAAUCGUCAUUUUUUUUAUUAUUAUUAUUAUUACUAUUAUUAUUAGUAGAAUGAGAGAAAAAUUAAUUAAUUAAUUAAUUAAAAUUAAGUAGAUUAUCUGCCCGAUUUAAUAAUAUAUCUAUAUAAAUAUAUAUAUAUAUUUAUAGUCCAUUCUAAGUUGGAGGCAGACAACACCCUCCCCAACGCCCUGUGGAUAAAAAAAACACCCCCCCAAACAAAUGAAAUUUCUCUAUUCUAGUCUUAUAUUAUACAUUACUUCAGUUUCCCUCCUUGACUUGAACUUGUAAACGAGGGUGUGUCCGCCCCCCGACUUCAAACGAAUGAGAUGAUUCUACUACAACCUAAGAAUGUAAUAUCUGUGAUGUCGAGUUGAAACACUCAAUUAAACCUAAUUCUUCUGCUACGAAGGAUUUCAUCAUGGUAGUUUAAUAAAUAAUUAUAAAGAAAAAAUAGCUUAAAACCCGUCCGAUAUAAUUGAUUUUGUUGCACGCUCCCCGGACAACCCCUUUUUUGAGUACUUGUCCGGGUCGCCUGAUUAGACGACGAUAGUCAACAUUUUUUUUUAUUAUUAUAUAUCUUUAUUUAUCUUUAUUUAAAAUAUUUGCCAAACUAACUAGUUAUACUUAUUAAGUGCAAUUUAUAAAUAUUAUAUACUUUAUAUUACCUCAUAUUCUCAUCUCAUUUAUUAUUAUUAUUAUUAUUAUUAUUAUUAUUAUAUAGUUAUAUAUUAUAUACUAGGGAUAAUUAUUAAUUACUAAGAGAAUCUCCUUCGAAUUUCUUACCUUUGAAAGGUGUUUGCGGCCUUUGGAUAGUUUAAUUAGUUACUUUAAAUAAUUAAUUUUGGUUAAAUUUACGUUUAGGUCACUAGGUUCGAAGAACGCGUGAAUUAAAUUCACUUUAAUUUAUUUAAACAAACAAAAAAAAUAAUAAUCUUAUUAACUUGCGUGAUAUGUUUUUCAAAUAACGGUACCUUAUAUUGUACAUAACUUGGUUAAAUUUGGUGUUACAGGUGUGGUUUUUAUAUUAAAAAUAAAAAGAGGGUUUUGUUUUUAAGAAGAUUGCUUUAUAAUAUAUUAUCAGAUGUUAAUUUUACAAUUAUUUCUAGCGCAUUAACUCUCGUAUAAGUGCAUUUUUUACUUUUUAAAAUCUUGUUGUUAGUUUUUAUAUUAAUAUACUAUCUUAUACUAAAGAUUUCUAAUAUAUACAUUUAUAUUAUUGGCAUUAUAAUGGAAUAAAAGUGUUUGGGUAAGAGCAACUAAAAAAAAGUAAAAAGUAUGUGAUAAUAUAGGAAUGGUGCUAAAUAACCUUGUAUAACUACUUGAGAUAAUUAUGAAAUGUGCAAUAUUUAGUUUUAACUUUUAAUUAGUUAAACUGGAGAGGUCUAAAUCAGUGCAACUCACCAACGAAAUUAAACAAAGUUAAAAUCAACGUGUGGUUUACAAUGUCCAAAAUUGAAAUUUUCAGUCUAUUAGAGAAUGAAAUUGUGCCUCUACAUCGAAGACUGAUCUACUGUAGUAACUGGUUGAGUCCGGUGACAAGUUGACGAUUUAGAGCUCCGACGACCUCUCGUUUAAACUUUGUACAGAUUGUAAAAAUACUGUUAAAAGAAAAAAAACCUAUGUAUAUUUGAAAGAAAGUAUGCUGUGGACAUGUUUGUUGUUGUUACAUUUACUUCAGAAGACGUCAUUUAAUUUCACAUUAUGAAUAUGGUUGCGGUUAACUUAAAUAGUUAAUUUAUAUUUUAUACUUAUAUACAUACAUAUUAUUAAGUUUUGAUGAUGAUGUGGACCGUCAAAUUUAUUUGGAAAUUUUGAUUUAGUGUGCAAUAGUGUAAUUGCAGGAAAUGGAGGUUUUGUUGUACUUUUAUUUUGUGCCAAUUUACCAUAAAAUUCAUGAAAAUGCUCAAAGAUCAAAUCAUUAAUAAUAAAAUAACAAUAACUUGUUUGCUUUAUUAAAUUGUUUUCAUUGUUUAAUGUUACUUAAUUCUUACAUUUAGUGUUGAAUCAUUAUAUCAUUACUUGAUAUACAUUCAUUCAAAGCAUUUAUUAUGUAUUUUAUUAAUUUUUAUUAAAAUGGUGUGUUUUA